UCACGGUCCAUUUUCUCUAUUUCAAAGCCCGACCAAUUUAUUGGAAAUCACGGCACCGUUUUACACUGAAAAUGAUAUUCCCGGCAAUUUGUCCUUCCAAAACCCUCCAUUUUCCCGCCAAUUUUUUACCCAAGCCAAAGCUUCACUUCUCGGAAAGAUCUCCGGCCACUCCAAACCCAACCACACUGGAAUUUCCUGGACCGAAAACAGUAGUGGCUUCUCAAUCUCGACGAGUUGCAACGACGAGAGAGAGCCAGAAUUGGAGAAUUCUCGAAACGGUAAGAGUUGGAUUCACUUCGUCGGUAUCGGAGGCUGUGGCUUGUCCGCGCUGGCCAUGCGUGCACUCAAACCGGAAAGAGUACAACUGCAAGUAUGCUUGCUUAUGUUCUAGACGCCAUGGGUGAUAGUCUUACAGCAGUAGUUGGAGCUCACAUGCCACAGUUCUCGGGUGGAAACAUUAUCUUGGGAGAUGGUCAAAAUUUUGUGCUAGAGGCUGAUGAAUAUGAUGGUUGCUUCCUGGGACUAUCACCUUAUAUAGCUGUUGUAACAAAUCUGGAUAGGGAGCAUGUUGAUAUUUUCCAAAACGAGGAAGCAGUUAAAGCUACUUUCCAUAAAUUCCUGAAUCUAAUCAGGGUGGGUAGACAUCUCAUUUUAUGUGGGGAUAGUCAGGGUGCCUAUUCCUUGCUGACUGAUGUAAAGCAAGCAAUUGGAUCAGAUACUUUGAGCGGUCUAAUGCAUUCUCCGCUAGAAAAAUGUUGCAUUGGCUACAUCAUAACAACUUAUGGAACUACAAGUUCUAAUGAAUGGAGUGCAUCAUCAAUUAGGCCAAAUUUAAAGGGUGUUAGUGAUUAA
Molecule: messenger RNA, 852 nt
Organism: Rosa chinensis
Lineage: Eukaryota; Viridiplantae; Streptophyta; Magnoliopsida; Rosales; Rosaceae
Product: UDP-N-acetylmuramate--L-alanine ligase-like
Exons: 5
Coding region: 373-852 (159 amino acids)
Biological process (GO): biosynthetic process
Molecular function (GO): ATP binding; acid-amino acid ligase activity
Source: RefSeq, a predicted model, not a curated record